UCGCAUAGGAGAAAAAUUCUUUGAAUGUCCUGAUUGUGGGAAAAUAUUCAGAUUGUAAUUCAAGUUCAGUGAUAUACCAGAGGACUCUCAAAAGAGAAAAACCUUUCAAUGUCCUGACUGUGGAAGAAGUUCCCAUCAAAAUUCCAGCCUGGUAAUAUAUCAGAGGAUUAACUCCAUGGAGAAACCCUAUAAAUGUCGAGAUUGUGGGAAAGGGUUUAUUACAAAUUCCCACUUUAUUAUGCACCAGAGGACUCACACAGGAGAGAAACCCUUUGAAUGUCCUAUCUGUGGGAAAAGUUUCAGUCAGAAUGGCAACCUUGUGAGUCAUCAGAGAACGCACACAAGAGAGAAACACUUUGAAUGUCCCAUCUGUGGGAAAAGUUUCAGUCGGAAUUCCUAUUUGGUAAUACACCAGAGGACUCACACAGGAGAGAAACUGUUUGAAUGUACUAUCUGUGGAAAAUGUUUUGGUCAGAAUUCCCACCUCAUGAGACACCAGAGGACUCACACAGGAGAAAAACUGUUUGAAUGCCCAGACUGUAGAAAAGGCUUUAGUCAGAAUUCUGAUCUCAUGAGACACCAGAGGACUCACACAGGAGAGAAACCCAUUGAAUGUCCUAUCUGUGGGAAAAGUUUCAGUCAGAAUUCCUACCUGGUAAUACACCAGAGGACUCACACUGGAGAGAAACCCUUUGAAUGUCCUAUCUGUGAGAAAAGUUUUAGUGAUAAUUCCUAUUUGGUAAUACACCAGAGAACUCACACAGGAGAUAAACCCUUUGAAUGUCCUAUUUGUGGGAAAAGUUUUAGUCGCAAUUCCUAUCGGGUAAUACACCAGAGAACUCACACAGGAGAUAAACCCUUUGAAUGUCCUAUUUGUAGGAAAAGUUUUAGUCGCAAUUCCUACCUGUCAAUACACCAGAGGAUUCACACAGAAGAUAAGCCCUUUGAAUGCCCUAUUUGUGGGAAAAGUUUUAGUCGCAAUUCUUACCUGGUAAUACACCAGAGGAUUCACACAGGAGAGAAACCCUUUGAAUGUCCUAAUUGUGGGAAAUUUUUCAUUACA
Messenger RNA from Pseudonaja textilis, 1063 nucleotides. Lineage: Eukaryota; Metazoa; Chordata; Lepidosauria; Squamata; Elapidae. The record is from RefSeq and is a predicted model, not a curated record.